Molecule: messenger RNA, 5536 nt
Organism: Oncorhynchus tshawytscha (Chinook salmon)
Lineage: Eukaryota; Metazoa; Chordata; Actinopteri; Salmoniformes; Salmonidae
Product: zinc-binding protein A33
Exons: 6
Coding region: 951-2168 (405 amino acids)
Molecular function (GO): protein binding
Source: RefSeq, a predicted model, not a curated record
CAGGUCUCAGUGGUGGGUAGGGCUUUGGUGACAAAACAGAUGGCACUGUGAUAGACUGCAUCCAAUUUGCUGAGUGGAGUGGUGGAGGCUAUUUUAUAAAUUACAUUGCUGAAGUAAAGGAUCGGUUGGAUAGUCAGUUAUACGAGGGUAUGUUUGGCAGCAUGAGUGAAGGAUGCUUUGUUGCAAAAUAGUCAUAAUCUUUAUGUCAGGAAGAGAAGGAAGAACAGAUGGAAACUGACCUCAGUUUGCCCUACAUCUACCAAUAUUUAUGUUCAGUUUUAACACCAACAGUUACAGUUGUCAUACUGCCCUCUUCAUACGCCCUAGUUACAUUAGUACAAAACCAACAUAGACCUACCAAAAUAAAUACACAGCCUCUCUCUCCUAUCCCUUCCAGGCAAACCCCUCCCUAUGAAAAACAAAUAUCCCCCUACAUCCCCGACCCACUGCCUGAUUCUAUCCCCUGACCGAUUCCCUCUUUUGUUUCCAGAACAGCAGACAGAAAUAGAAUCUUCUCCACCAUGUAAUGCCAUAAAUCGCUGCUGCCUGCCGGUCCAUCCUGGCCAGCAGCUGCGGCUCCUUCCCCCCCUCCCUCCCUGCCUCCCUCCCUCUGUUUCUCCUCAGUGUUAAUGGACCCUAGUCUUCAGCCAAGCUGCGUUUGGAGAGAGAGGGAGAAGGCUGCUGUCGGAUGGUAUUUGAUGGUGACCCUUGUCAGUUUAAUUGUUUCUAGAUGAAUCUCCAUCUGGCUGGUUGGCUGUAUGUAUGACACUCAUUCUCUCUUCAUGCUAAUUGUUUUGAUGACCUCAGAGAGGGUAUCUCUUCCUAUUGGUUUCUCUCUCCACAUCUGCUCUCUGUCUAUCUGUCUCUCUCUGUCUCUGUUGAUCUGUGUCUCUCUCUGUCUAUCUCUAUCUCUCUGUCUAUCUCUCUCUAAUUUAUAAUUGUCUCUUUCCAUGUCCUUCAAUUCUCUGUCACUGUCCCUCCCUCUUUCAUCUUUACUCUCUCCCUCUCUUUUAUUACACCAAGAGUCCCUUGUUUGCUUUCCGGUCUCGUUAGGAGAAAUUGGAAUGUACAAAAAUCACAUAAAAGAUACCAACAACAACUGCAAUAAAAGCCUUCUCCCUGACCAUAAGGAGAAGCUGAUCCAGGCUAUUAAAAGAAUAAAGCAUGAGGUAGACGAGUGCUGGGAGGCAGAGAGAGAGACGUACAUAUGGUCUGUUGGUGUAGAGAGAUGCUUUGAUAAUCUGGAACGGGAGGUCCGAGCUGAGUUCCAGAACCUCCAUCGCUUCCUGGACGAAGAGGAGACCAUGGACAUGGAGCGACUGAAGAAGGAGAAAGAGAAGAGGGUGAAGCUGCUUAGGGAGAGGGAGAAGAAGAUUGCCAUGCAGGGAAGAGAUCUGGAGAGAGGCAUUGCCACGCUAAACAACAAACUGGCCGAGGAGGAUAGUCCCAAACUGCUCAAAGAGAUUCAAGACCUCUUGAAAAGAUCCCAGGUGGCUUUCAUACCCCCUCCGCAGGUGGAUGUGGAAGUGCGAUCAGCACACUUUGUGGGGCCCAUCCAGUACAGGAUAUGGAAACACAUGAAGAGCUGCCUGUACCCAAAUAUCACUGAAGUGACCUUUGACCCAGAGACAGCCCACCCCCUCCUCACACUCUCCCCCAGCUGCACUUCUGUGUGGUUUGAGGAGGACAAAGUUAUCCCCAAGGCAUCGGAGGAGGAGCAGCCCCCCAACCCCCGCUGCUUCCACUACUACUACAGUGUCAUGGGCCGAGAAGGUUUCAUCACUGGACGCCAUUACUGGGAGGUGGAGGUGGGCCGCAAGACAGCGUGGCGGCUGGGUGUGGCCAGGGAGGACGUCCACCGGGGGGAGAUGGACUCCAGCGGGACCAGUAACGGUCUCUGGACCCUAUCCCUGAAGGGAGGGGCCAUCUUGGCCUGUACAGACCCCAAACCCACCAAGGUCCCGGUGUCCAUCAAGCCCGUCCGGAUCGGAGUGUUCUUAGACUGUGAGAAGGAAGAAGUAGCGUUCUAUAACGCUGUUACCAUGACGCCGCUGUACACAUUCUCCAUGGAAACGGUGUUCGUUCCGCUGAUCCCCUUCUAUAACCCGUGUGACACGGACGAUGGGAGGAACCUGGGUCCCCUAAACCUCUUCAGCCCCUCUAUAUGAGAGUACAGAGAACCAAGGUUGUACUGGAGUAUAUGUCGUUUGGGGAUGUGGUGGAGUGAUAGAUAGAAUUUGGAAAUGGUUUGUUUUAUACAGUGUGUGUUUCAGGUAUAAUUUCAUAGCUGGCUGGAAGCAUGAUGUAAAUUGUAUCUGUUAAAAAUCCAAUGAGUUUAUGAUAUGCAUUUACAUUUACCAGGGGAGUCUGGUGUAAGGAGCUAUAGGAGGACGGGCUAAUUGCAAUGGAAUGGAAUCAAUGGAAAGGAGUCAACGAGGUUUCCAUAUGUUUGAUGUGUUUGAUACUGUUCAAUUUAUUCCAUUCCACCCAAUACAAUGACCCUGUCCUCCCACAAGCCUCCACUGACAUGUACCUACCUACCUACCCAGUUCUAUGGUACAGCACUAUCAAUUCAUGUUUAUGCCAUUGCAUUCAGGUGUUUGCUUUGUGGUUUGAAUAUUGACAUUUUAUUGGCAUUAAACACACAAAUAAAUAGAUAAACACAAAACCUUGGUCUGUGCUCAUAACAUCAGAAUGUGAUAUGUUUGUCAUAUUGUCACAUAAUAGGUUAUGAAUGUAGAAAAACAAGACUAACGUAUCUAAAACAAGUGUCAGUAUCCUAAUGGGGGUAGAUACCCAGGGGCUUCAGGACUUAACAGGAUGGGUUAACUGCACAAUGAUGUUACCUUUGGCCCAUCUAUAAAUACUGUGGUCAUGCAUCCACAGCUGUGACACUGUCUGCAGUCCAAAUGUCACCCUAUUCCCUAUAUAGUGCACUACUUCUGACCAGGGCCCAUGGGCCCUAGUAAAAAGUAGUGCACUAUGUAGGGAAUAAGGUGCCAUUUGGGACGUAUCUAUUGUGGCAUGGGUAUGGGAGCAAUGUAGAGGCGGGGGGGGACACAGGGUGACACUGGAGAGUGUGACACUGUGGGAGAACAACUAUGUGUGACAUUGAGUGAGAUGACUGACGUGGAGGUGGGCCGCAAGACAGCGUGGCGGGUGGGUGUGGCCAGGGAGGACGUCCACAGGGGGAGACUCCAACGGGACCAGUAACGGUCUCUGGACUAUCCCUGAAGGGAGGGGCCAUCUUGGCCUGUACACCGUUACAUUUACAGAGACCAAGGCUUCCUCAGUGAGCGCGGCCAUUAGUAUGAUAUCUCACACUAUGCACGGUGUGCCAGAUAGACAGCUAGGAGAAAAGUGCUCCACGAAAUGAGAUCGUAAAAUCUAAGUGCACACACGUUAUGGCCUGCCUGCCUACCCGAAUAACAUUAGGACAAAUUCAAAGCUUUGGAAAAGUACAGAAUCAAUGACAAGGAAAGGACACUAGAUAUUUUUCUCAUAAUCUUUUGUUUAUUCUUCGUUAUGUUUUUUUAGACAUGAAAUAAAGAAAAUAACACCUUUCCAAAACGCCUGUGUGUCGUGUUGUGAAAAAAGGGAGGAGGGAGAUCAACAGACUACAGAGUGCUACACACUCCAUCACAGCAGAAGGAGUAAACAGACAGAAUCAGAAUCAGGGCAGAGAGAGAUCACUCACAUAGUGCAAGGAAUGCCAAUGAGAACACUGGAGUGAAUUUGAGGGGGUCUGUCCCAGCCAGGGGGGGAAUUGAACCCACAACCUUCUGGUCCCAAGACCCAGACACUAACCAACCAUUCCAAAUAGAGUUGACUCACUAGGAGGUGGGUUUGUUACAUUACCCCCUCUUUUGCGAAGCGCUAUAAUACAGUAGUGGUAUAAAACAUGUCAAAUUCAUCCACAUGCACAUCUCAACAUCUCAGUUCCACUUCAGGAGGGCUAGAUCUCAAAUACUGUUUGAGGCUUUGGCAUCCAUUUUGAAUUCAACCUGCUGUUUACAUACAAACAGUGCCACUGAAUUCCCAAGUUGUACAACAGUUACUGUCUCACCAAGUUACACAAUACACUUCAAUAUGUUAUUCAUCUCAUGCUAAUGCACAUUCAAAUAAACCCUGAUAACCAAAUACCAAGCAACUAGGUCAUUUAUCACUCUUCCAAUCAUGACUGAGUGUCUGAGUGCUUUAUAUGAAACACUUCCUGUCCUGACUAUAAUUUUCUGUAUCUCCUGACUGUGUUGUGUCUUUAUAUACAGUACAGUAGACCUAUAAGGUAGUCAGGUCUGCACAUAGUACUUUACCUCUGUUUAGUCUGAGACCUACAUCAUAUAAACCAAACGGUGCCUCUUGGAGUGUAUUUAUAGAAUAUAGGCUGACUAGCCAUUGAAUAUUUGAUUUCAUAUUUGAGGCACUAAAUCAAAGAUGAGAGUCAUCCCGUGUAGAGCACCUCAGAGGUGCAGGUUUGUGUGAUGUUAACCACAUACUGAGUCUGGACAAACACAGAGAGUUUUCUAAACAAAUGUUAGAUGAUAAGCAGAUCAUUGAGGACAAUCAUUUCUAAGCAUGGAUAUGUGACGUCGACAUACAGCUGAAAUUGUGAUUUUCUUUUCUCAUUGCACACACAUAGGCUAGAGGGUUAUACCUAGACACAGAUACAAAAUGAUGUGUCACACGCACACAACACGGGCACGCACAACACACUCACUCAGGUACGAUCACACACGCACACACACACACACGUUAGGAUGAAGAUAACACUAUGACUGAUCAAUCCUCCAAACACACACAGACACAGACACACACACACACACACGUUAGGAUGAAGAUAACACUAUGACUGAUCAAUCCUCCAAACACACACACACACACACACACACACACACACACACGUUAGGAUGAAGAUAACACUAUGACUGAUCAAACCUACACACACACACACGUUAGGAUGAAGAUAACACUAUGACUGAUCAAUCCUCCACACACACACAGACACAUUAGGAUGAAGAUAACACUAUGACUGAUCAAUCCUCCACACACACACAGACACAGACACAUUAGGAUGAAGAUAACACUAUGACUGAUCAAACCUACACACACACACACGUUAGGAUGAAGAUAACACUAUGACUGAUCAAUCCUCCAAACACACACAGACACAGACACACACACACACACACGUUAGGAUGAAGAUAACACUAUGACUGAUCAAUCCUCCAAACACACACACACACACACACACACACACACACACACACACACGUUAGGAUGAAGAUAACACUAUGACUGAUCAAACCUACACACACACACACGUUAGGAUGAAGAUAACACUAUGACUGAUCAAUCCUCCACACACACACAGACACAUUAGGAUGAAGAUAACACUAUGACUGAUCAAUCCUCCACACACACACAGACACAGACACAUUAGGAUGAAGAUAACACUAUGACUGAUCAAACCUACACACACACACACGUUAGGAUGAAGAUAACACUAUGACUGAUCAAUCCUCCACACACACACACA